Corticium candelabrum is the source of this 360-nucleotide messenger RNA. RefSeq names its product RNA-binding protein PNO1-like. The transcript has 2 exons. Lineage: Eukaryota; Metazoa; Porifera; Homoscleromorpha; Homosclerophorida; Plakinidae. Gene Ontology annotation, cellular component: nucleolus. The coding region runs from base 1 to 360 and encodes 119 amino acids. The record is from RefSeq and is a predicted model, not a curated record.
AUGGUCUGGCUACGCGAGACUACUGGCAUGGACGAGUCGGAGGAGGUGAGGGUUGUCACGCAGAAGCGUAGAAAGGAUCCCCAAGUGGCCAUGGAAGCGAGCGAAUCGUCGAAUUCAGCGAAAAGAGCGCAAUAUCCACCGGUCGACGUCUCGAAAACGUCAGUAGGUUCUACGACUGGAGUCACUCUUCCCUGUUGUCCUUUAAAUAGCAAGUCUGAAUUUAGAAGAAUACCCGUACCACCACAUGGAUUUUCUCCUCUCAAAGAGAGCUGGAUGAAGAUCUUCACUUCUGUUGUGGAGCAUUUGAAACUUCAAAUCAGACUCAAUUUGAAGACGAAAAAUGUGGAACUGAAAGUAUGA